Molecule: messenger RNA, 2166 nt
Organism: Monodelphis domestica (gray short-tailed opossum)
Lineage: Eukaryota; Metazoa; Chordata; Mammalia; Didelphimorphia; Didelphidae
Gene: TEAD4
Product: TEA domain transcription factor 4
Biological process (GO): hippo signaling; embryonic organ development; regulation of transcription by RNA polymerase II
Cellular component (GO): transcription regulator complex
Molecular function (GO): DNA-binding transcription factor activity, RNA polymerase II-specific; RNA polymerase II cis-regulatory region sequence-specific DNA binding
Source: RefSeq, a predicted model, not a curated record
GUUGUCUGGUUUGUUGAUUGAAGCAAAGACUUGCCCCAACUCGGCUCUCCCACUCAGCGUACUUAAUACCCACACCAUGUGUGUUUGCUCUUCAGAAUGACAGCUUUAACAGUUCCCAAGGGAUGGAGAAGGAAACCCGCUCUAUGCGUUGCUGGAGAGCUGGAGCAGAGUUGGUGCAUCUCAGAGUGCCUCUCCGAACUCACUUAGCACACCAUCCCUUUCUCAUCCCCCAUCCUGGGACAGCAGGUCCAACGGGUCCUUCUCCAAGCGGAGCCUUGGAGGGCCUAGCCGGCACCAUUACCUCCAACGAGUGGAGCUCUCCCACCUCCCCUGAGGGGAGCAACGUCUCCGAGGGCAGCGAGACUUUGGACAAACCCAUCGACAAUGAUGCAGAGGGCGUGUGGAGCCCUGACAUUGAGCAGAGCUUCCAAGAGGCCCUUGCCAUCUACCCACCCUGUGGCAGGCGCAAGAUCAUCUUAUCAGAUGAGGGCAAGAUGUAUGGUCGGAAUGAGCUGAUAGCUCGCUACAUUAAGCUUCGGACUGGGAAAACUCGGACCAGGAAGCAGGUAUCUAGUCACAUCCAGGUGCUGGCCCGACGGAAAGCCCGGGAGAUCCAAGCCAAAUUAAAGUCAACCAGCUGCUGGGCUGGAGACCACAGCAGGGUAUUUAUCAUGGAGAACAAUUGCUCCUGUGUUAUCUCCAGAGGCAGAAAAGAUCAGGCAGCUAAGGACAAAGCCCUACAGAAUAUGGCUACCAUGUCAUCCGCUCAGAUCAUCUCUGCUACAGCCUUCCACAAUAAAAUGGCCCUUACCCGAGGACCAGCCUACCCAGCAGUCUCAGGGUUUUGGCAAGGAACUUUGCCAGGCCAAGCCGGAACUUCCCAUGAUGUGAAACCUUUCUCUCAACAAACCUAUGCUGUUCAGCCUCCGCUCCCUCUGCCAGGGUUUGAAUCUCCUGCUGGGUCCACCCUGUCGCCAUCGACGCCUCCAUGGCAGGGCCGAAGUGUGGCCAGCUCCAAGCUCUGGAUGUUGGAAUUCUCUGCCUUCUUGGAGCAGCAACAAGACCCAGACACGUAUAAUAAGCACCUGUUUGUACACAUUGGCCAGUCCAGUCCCAGCUACAGUGACCCCUACCUCGAAGCGGUGGACAUCCACCAGAUCUACGACAAAUUCCCUGAUAAGAAGGGAGGACUCAAGGAGCUCUUUGAACGAGGACCCUCAAAUGCUUUCUUCCUCGUCAAGUUCUGGGCUGACCUCAACACCAACAUUGAGGGCAAAGGCAACUCUUUUUAUGGGGUCUCCAGUCAGUAUGAGAGUCCUGAGAACAUGAUCAUCACCUGUUCCACCAAAGUCUGCUCCUUUGGCAAACAAGUUGUGGAGAAAGUAGAGACUGAGUAUGCCCACUAUGAGAAUGGCCACUACUCCUACCGCAUUCACCGGUCUCCUCUCUGUGAAUAUAUGGUCAACUUCAUCCAUAAGCUAAAGCACCUGCCAGAGAAAUACAUGAUGAACAGUGUACUGGAGAACUUCACUAUCCUGCAGGUGGUGACCAACAGAGAUACCCAAGAAACCUUACUGUGUAUUGCAUAUGUGUUUGAAGUGUCUGCAAGUGAGCAUGGAGCUCAACAUCACAUCUACCGGCUGGUGAAAGAAUAAGAGACUUGGGCUGUGUGUGUACAGGGAAAGUAGUGAGAUUUGGUCGAUGCCUGAAGUGCAGAAUCAAGAAGAGAACAUUUCCCCCCCUUCCCAAGAGCAAACAUAACUCCCUAACCUCAAAUAAACUCAAGAUAUUACAUAUUUUCAGAGGAAUGUGAUCUGGCUGUGUGAAUAGUGGGAAGGGGUAGGGUGAGAGCUCUAGGAGACGAAAGUAGGAUUUAUGUGGGAGUUGUGGUGGUGUGAGGAAAGAGUUGAAGAUGUGUCAUGGAUUAUUUUGAAGCCAUGAUCCCACUGUCUGUCCAGUCUUCCACACCACCACUGAUGUUUCUGGCCCCGAUGAGUUACCCACAGUCAUCUGUUGGACUAGAUGAAAGAAGGCUUAUUAGGUACCAGUAUGGAGGAUUCAGAGCUGGAAAGGACCUUAUUUUAUGGGUGAGGAAGAAAGUGAAGUUUAGAGAAGCCAACAAUUUGCCUUUGUGAUCAUGGUAGUAAAGCAAAAUUGAGAUUUGAA